This is a messenger RNA of Macadamia integrifolia, 576 nucleotides long. Its product is annotated as caffeic acid 3-O-methyltransferase-like. The coding region runs from base 1 to 576 and encodes 191 amino acids. The record is from RefSeq and is a predicted model, not a curated record. NCBI's taxonomy places the organism in Eukaryota, Viridiplantae, Streptophyta, Magnoliopsida, Proteales, Proteaceae. The transcript is spliced from 2 exons. Gene Ontology annotation, biological process: methylation. Gene Ontology annotation, molecular function: protein dimerization activity; O-methyltransferase activity; S-adenosylmethionine-dependent methyltransferase activity.
AUGGCUUCCACAAUGGAAGAAGAAGAAGAGUCUCAGUUUUUGGCCAUGCAAAUAGUGAGUGCUUCUGUUCUGCCCAUGGUAUUGAGAGCAGCCUUGGAGCUCCAUGUGUUCGACAUUAUAGCCGAAGCUGGUCCCCGCGCAUGCCUCUCCCCUCAAGACAUCGCAUCUCGGCUUGCCACUCACAACCCAGAUGCACCUGGUCUCCUCGAUCGUAUGCUGCGUCUUCUGGUUUCCCACUCUCUGCUCACUUGCUCUGUUCUUAGCCAUGAUCACAGGGUCUAUGGCUUGGCACCUGCUUCCAAACUGUUUGUUAAGAACAAGGAUGGAGCGUCCUUGGCUCCCUACUUGCUUAUCAUCCAAGACUACUCUAUAGUCAAUACCUGGAAUUCAAUUCUAGAAGGUGGUGGGCUUCCAUUCUAUACGGCACAUGGAGAAAAUGCUGUCGAAUACGUUGGGAAGAACCCUAAACUGUUUGAGGUUUUCAGAAGCUGUGCGUUUGAAUACAAUGUCCUAUUCAUGAAGAAGGUUCUUGACACAUACAAAGGUUUGAAGGCCUGCAAGUUCUGGUUGAUGUAG